Molecule: messenger RNA, 4800 nt
Organism: Penicillium olsonii
Lineage: Eukaryota; Fungi; Ascomycota; Eurotiomycetes; Eurotiales; Aspergillaceae
Source: the annotation of a GenBank genome assembly
AUGGCACGCACGUUCUCCAAGUCGCUGAGGGUUGGUUUGAUGGUAGGAAUCGGGGGCGGUAUCCCAACCCCGGAAAAUGACGUGCGCCUGGGCGACGUUGUAAUCAGUUGCCCGGUUGGCACGUAUGGGGGUGUUGUUCAAUAUGAUAUGGGGAAGCAUGUCGCUGAUGCAUUCACCCGGACCGGGUCGCUGAACAGUCCGCCUCGGUCGCUGUUGACAGCAAUCAGCCGUCUCAGAGCCGAUGAGCUGGCGGAUGAUCCUCAAUACUACGAUUAUAUUCAAUCUGCGACCGAUCGAACAGUUCGCACAAAGAAGUUGUUUCGGAACCCUGGUCCUGAGGGCGAUCGACUUUUCAAAGUCGAGAAUGACCAUCCCACCGAUGAAAGCUCUUGCGACGCUUGUCCCUCUGAGUGGGAAGUGGUACGCGAAGCCCGAGAAGAUGAUCUUCCACGCGCGCAUUAUGGGCUCAUCGCAUCUGGCAAUUCAGUGAUCAAGGAUGCGAGAUCCCGUCAGAAGUUGGGCGAAGAGAUCGGCGCUCUGUGCUUUGAGAUGGAGGCUGCAGGGUUGAUGUUGGAUUUUCCGUGUAUCGUCAUUCGGGGAAUCUGCGACUACUCGGAUUCCCACAAGAACAAGCAGUGGCAAGGAUAUGCUGCGCUGGUGGCAGCGUCCUAUGCCAAGGAACUGUUGGGAAAUUUGCCUCACAGCCAAGUGACCCAAGAGUGGCUAGCGGUCGAUAUUUGUCACUCAAUAGAAAAUUUGAAUGAUUCGGUUCGCGGUACCAACGAGCGACUAGACAAGGCUUUCGAUCAACAGGCAUCACAGUUUUAUCAGCAAAGAGAGACAGAAUUCGUCGGGGAGCACCAGAAAUGCCACAAGGCCCUGAAAACAUCGAACUACGAGAGUUUCAAGGAUAUCAACCCAUCGCGGGCCUCAGGGACUUGUCGAUGGGUUUUAGAGAACCCGACAUAUCUCAAUUGGCGUGAUAGUUUAUCAAACAGUCUUCUUUGGGUAUCUGCCGACCCGGGCUGCGGCAAAUCGGUCCUGUCCAAAUCACUGAUCGACAUCAAUUCCAACGACCUGGAGCCAAGGACAAUCAUUGCGCAAUUUUUCUUCAAGGACAACGAGGUACAGAAUCGGCUGAACGUUGCUCUAUGUGCCGUUCUUCACCAAAUCUUUGCCCAGGAGCCAGCUCUGAUUUCUCAUGCAAUGGAUUUAUACAACAAGACCGGAUACAGCAUUAAGUAUGAGACUUCCGCGCUGUGGGACAUAUUGUUGAAAGCCGUCGCAGGAUCUAAGGCGUCUCAGAUCAUUUGUGUUCUUGAUGCCCUUGACGAAUGCCAUACCAAAGACGUGGAGGUUCUCAUCCAGAAAUUGCGCGAGGUCUUUGGAGAGAGAAAAGUAAGGAGUGAUUCUGAAAUGAAGGCACGUCUUAAAUUCUUCGUCACAAGUCGCCCCUAUCUUGAGAUCCAAGCCUUGUUCUCUUCUCUCACAGACUCAUGGCCACAGAUCCGAUUGAGAGGAGAAGAAGAAAGUGAUCAAAUCAAGAAAGAAAUCGACAUUGUAAUUCGGAUCAAAAUGCAGCAGGUGGCCCGAGAAGCAGGUCUUUCACCCGAAGAGCAGAAGAAGUUUGAGACUGAACUUCUGCAAAUGGAGAAUCGAACAUAUCUCUGGCUGCAUCUGGCAAUUGAAGACAUACGUACUACUCUGAGCAACAGUGUUCAACCGGAUUCCGAGUCAAUCAGGCACAUUCCCCCGACGGUGGAUGCCGCAUACGCAAAUAUUCUGGCCAGAGUACAAGCAAGCCAAUUGUCAACCGUGAAAACAAUUCUUUUGAUAAUCUGCGGUGCACGCCGGCCAUUGACGAUCCAGGAAAUGGCCAUAGCCCUGGGAAUCGCCCUGAAGCCGGAAUCAUCGAACAUCCACAGUGUUCAGUUAGAUCCAUCCCGGCUGAGUGCUCGAAUCCGAAGCCUGUGCGGUCUUUUCGUUAUCAUUACCAAUUCACGAAUCCACUUGCUGCAUCAGACAGCGAAGGAAUUUCUCGUCAGGGAUGAUAUUUCUGUGGAAGGUGAAGAUUUGACUACACUGUACCCACUCGGAAUCGCAGAGACCGAAUCAACACUGGCAGAAAUAUGCGUGCGCUUCCUACUCAUGGAAGACUUCUGCGGCUCCCACUAUCGUUUUAAACUGUGGUGUUAUUCUGAUUCAAAAUUCAAGGACUGUCCCGAACAUCCGGCUCACGGUGUCUAUACUUUCUUGCAAUAUGCAGCCGAGCAGUGGGCUCGCCAUGUGCGGCAUAUGUCUUCUCAUCGAUACAACCACAAUGAAAAGCUCAUCAGUCAGCUGUAUGAUACCUCCAGUCAGACCUUUCUGGUAUGGUUUGAACUAUUCUGGCAGACUUCAGGCUUUGGAUCGUUUUGGUCUCUGCGUGUCGCCUUCAAUCCUCAAAUUGAUCCACUGUGUCUAGCGGCCUUGAACGGGCAUGAAAAUCUGUUGAGGAAAUUUCUCCUGGGAAAAAGGAAAGAAGACUCGCAUCACUGGACUGCACGAAAUGAGCGCAAUCCCAUAUAUGAAAACGAGACAUGUGCAUUUAUAUGGGCAGCAUGGGCAGGCUACUACGAUAUUUGUUGCAUCCUUCUAAACCAAGGGGCUCGUCUUCAUUCUUUCGCCGCGCAAGCUGCAUUAUUCCAAGGAAACACUAAUAUCUUCCAGCUCUUUUCUGAAAGAGGUGGAGAUUCCUCGUUGGACCUUGAAGACGCUCUUAGAAAGGCAUCUUGGGACAAAGAUCUCGGUGCUGUACGUUCUAUCCUCGAAGCAGGAUCCUCUUUAAACGACGGAAGUGGAGUAAGACGCGUUCAAGCGGUUGAGGACGCCUGCUUCACUGGAUCUAUCGACAUGGCUCGUUUCCUCCUGGACAGAGGAGCCGGCAUUGAUACCCGAGGAUCCGGCGAUGACGUCAAAAGCGAUGCGCUGUACUUUACUUGUUUUAAAGGCAAUCUUGAUCUUGCCGAAUUAAUUCUGGAGAGAGGAGCUCAGGUCGACGGACCCAAACCGUCCUCACCCCCGCCUCUCGUGGCUGCUUGCAAUAGCGGUAACGUCGAUAUUGUGAGGCUACUCAUCGCAAAAGGCGCCAGUCUUACCAAAGUCACAUGUCUCAUUCCGACGCCGCUGGAGGUCGUGUGUAGGACUGGCUCCAUCAAGAUCGCCAGAACGCUCAUUGAAGGUGGGGCUGACGUUAACGCACCAUCCUCGGAUCAAUCCAGUUGUCUCUCGGUUGCUCUUAGAAAUCGUCACAUGGAUAUUGCUUUAUUGCUACUGGACCAUGGUGCUCACCCCGAUAUGCCGGAAGACGAAAUGGCAGGCUGUCGUAGGUCUCAUAACACCGCUCUCCAAGCUGCCUGUCGGCAAGAAAUUGAGGCUCAAAAACUCAUUCUCGAUCGAGGCGCCUGUAUCAACGCAAGAAUUGAAUUCAAGGAUACCGCUUUAGCAACUGCCUGCAAAUUUUGCGAUGUGGAUAUUAUCGAACUUCUUCUGCAGACGGGAGCUGAUGCUGACCCUGGUGCCUUCGUAGCAGCAGCUCACCGGGUUGAGGUAAUGAAAUUGCUUCGCCAUCUGAGAUCGAAUUUGAACGGACUUUCCGAGAAUAAUAGCGGUACCACAGCUCUUGAAGCGGCCUGUUCUCCUAAAUUCAGCAAGGAAGGACUUGAGUACUUGCUGAAAGUUGGAGCAGGUAGUCAAACGCUAAAAUUCCAGAGAACACUUGACCGCGCCUUGCUGAGCGUCAGUGGAGCCGGACAGCCGCGGGGUGUCGAAAUGUUAUUGGAUGCAGGAGCAAAUGUCCGUUUUCAUGACGAAAGUACUCCUAGUGCUCUUGAAUGUGCUGCAAAGUCUGGUUGCACUGAGUCUAUGAGGCUAAUUAUAAAGAGAGGAGCUGAGAUCGGCCUGAAACUUUCCUCUUUGAACGAAAGACCAUCUCCGCUGGAGCUUGCUUGUUGGAAUUCUCACUAUGCGGCUGUGGAGCUCCUGCUGACUGAAGCUGACAACGAUGGUACAUGUAUAGAAAUAUCGGAUGUGGCGUACGGUCGUGCUCUGCAAAUUGCCUGCUUGAUCACACCCUCCAUGAUGAAGCUUCUACUAAGGGGGGGAGCAAACGUCAAUUUUCACGAUGAUGAGAUGAAAGCCGCACUUCACGUUGCCUCCCGAUUUUUCGACCUCGAUAUAAUGCAGGUUCUCUUAGAGAGUGGUGCCGACCCUGACCUUCCAAGCCUUGACGAAGGAUAUCCCCUUCGUAUCAUAUGUACUCAAGAUAUCGACCCUUCAUCAGCUGAUCGUUCCAAAUCCCCUCACAAAGGAAAUCCUCUUGACGCUAUACAAAUGCUUUUACGACACGGUGCGAACAUCAAUGGCCACAGUGGAUUGGACAAUACAACUGCUCUCAUAGAGGCCUGCCGGGUCGGUCGCAUUGAGAUUGUGAUGCUUUUGCUGCGAGAAGGAGCCGACGUCAAUGCCGUCGAUAAGCACCAACUCAGUGCUCUCAUUCUAGCUGCGGCGAAGGGCCAUGUUCAUAUCGUGCGUGAGCUACUCCGACAUGGAGCUGAUGUUAAUUAUCGACGCGCGGUUGCAAAUUUUGAUAAUGAUGAUGAACACCAGUUUGCACUCACUGAUGGUACAAGGCAUUUCGGUAGGGAUAUCAAUUCGAAUGGGCCCUGGGAAACCGCACUACAGGCAGCGUCAGCCUGUGCAAGGGAUCCCAAUGAUGACCCGAUGAUAGAUUUGCUAUUGGAAAAUGGUGCCAUGCUUUGA